Molecule: messenger RNA, 368 nt
Organism: Nannospalax galili (Upper Galilee mountains blind mole rat)
Lineage: Eukaryota; Metazoa; Chordata; Mammalia; Rodentia; Spalacidae
Product: lymphotactin
Exons: 2
Coding region: 32-283 (83 amino acids)
Biological process (GO): G protein-coupled receptor signaling pathway; chemokine-mediated signaling pathway; positive regulation of GTPase activity
Cellular component (GO): extracellular region
Molecular function (GO): chemokine activity; CCR chemokine receptor binding
Source: RefSeq, a predicted model, not a curated record
GGGGAGUGAAGUCCCAGAAAAGAGGAUAUGCAUGAGCCUAAGAACCCAGCCACUGCCAGUUAACAGAAUCAAGACCUACAUCAUCCAGGAGGGCUUCAUGAAAGCAGUAAUUUUCUUUACCAAACGAGGACUGAAAAUCUGUGCUGAUCCUGAAGCCAGCUGGGUGAGAGCAGCGGUCAAAACCGUGGACAACAGGUCCAGUGCCAGGAGGAGCAUGACGGAGCCCAAUCCUAUGGGAACCCAAAGGUCCACCAGCACAGCUGCGACCCUGUCUGGGCAGUAGCCUCUGGGACUGUGUUACAGCCAAACAGUCCAUCUCAUUUCUCAAGAUCAUGGACUAAUUAGGUUAUACCUACCUUUUAUAAAAG